AUGUCAAGGUUGCAAUUGUUAACAUCAAAAUUUGAGAACCUUAGAAUGCAUAAUGAUGAGUUUAUUGGUGAUUUUAAUGUCAUGUUAGAUAUCUCAAAUGAGUCAUCUGCUCUCGGUGAAAAAAUUUCAAAAGAAAAACCUGUUCGAAAGAUGUUCAGAUCUCUAUCUAAGGGAUUUGAUAUGAAAGUUACAACUAUCGAGGAAGCUCAAGACAUAACCAGGAAAAACGAUAAGGAAAUUAAGGUUGAAUGUCCUAAUUUUCUAAAGAAACAUAGUGAAGGAUAUGUCUUAACUUGGUUUGAUACUGAAACGGAAGAAAGCAGUGACUCAGAGGAAGAUGUUAAAGCACUUUGGCAAGAAGAUCAGAAAGCCCUUGAUAUACUAAAAGAAAAGAUUGAUACCUUGAUUACUGAUAAUCACAGAUUGAUGUCUAUGAUUGCAGAGUUGAAACGUGAACUUUCACAAGUUAAAGUAGAAAAAGACACUAUGAGUCUUCCAAAAUUAAAUGAUGUAAUGUUGAUUAAAGGGCUUACAAUUAAUCUCAUUAGCAUUAGUAAGCUAUGUGAACAAGGUCUGAAUGUGAGUUUUACUAAAGAUAAAUGUGUUGUUACAAACGAUGUCAAAGCUCUUGUCAUGAUAGGUUUUUUAUCUCUCAGGCAAGAUGAAGCUAGCCUAUGGCAUAAACGCCUUAGGCAUGUAAGUAUGAAGACUACACAUAAGACUCUUAGCAAGAAUGUUAUAUCUAGUCUCUCCUCUGUACGUAUAUCAAUUGAAAUUAUAUAUAGGGAUUGCACAUCGGGAAAACAAACUCACACUCCUCACAAGCAUACAGGUCCUUUUGGAUUAUCUCGUGUUCUCGAACUUCUUCAUAUGGAUCUUAUGGAUCCAAUGCAGUCAGAGAGUUUGGGGAGCAAAUUGUAUGUCUUAGUUAUUGUUGAUGACUUCUCCAUAUACACUUAG
This is a messenger RNA of Benincasa hispida (wax gourd), 960 nucleotides long. The record is from RefSeq and is a predicted model, not a curated record. NCBI's taxonomy places the organism in Eukaryota, Viridiplantae, Streptophyta, Magnoliopsida, Cucurbitales, Cucurbitaceae.